This is a messenger RNA of Bicyclus anynana (squinting bush brown), 4683 nucleotides long. Its product is annotated as ankyrin-3-like. Bases 513 to 2393 code for a protein of 626 amino acids. The record is from RefSeq and is a predicted model, not a curated record. Lineage: Eukaryota; Metazoa; Arthropoda; Insecta; Lepidoptera; Nymphalidae. Gene Ontology annotation, biological process: intracellular signal transduction. Gene Ontology annotation, molecular function: protein binding. The transcript has 9 exons.
AUCGAUUUGUUUUUAAUUCAAAAAUCAAAUUCAAGUUCUUAAUCAAAGUUUUAAGAUUACUCGUUCCUUGUUCUAAAUAUUAUAUUGCUGUGUAUUAUUAUAAUUGUAAAUAGAAGUGAUCUCAAAACAUAAUUUUAAAGCGUAAUUAAAUAACUGCUUAAAUAUAAGUCAUUUGCGUGUGUAAAGCAAUAUAAUAAAAUAACUUAAGUAAAAAAAUGUAAACAAACAAGAUUUUAUAGUAUUUCAUAGGAAAUGAGUUUUUAGCGUUACGGUAACAGUUAGCUAAAACUGAGGGUAAACUCUUCUUCGGGUCCUUAAACACUAUCUAUCCCUGGCUGCAGUCCAUGAGAUCCAGAAUACUUGCAGCCUUCAUCGUCUUCGAAGCUAAAGAGUAUUUAUUCACUUUUCAGUGUUUUCAUAGGGUUAAUAUACCCAUAAAGCUGAGGGGAUACAUUGAGUAAAUUAAACAAAGUUUGAAUAAUUUUUUCGAGUUGUUACAUUAGAUUUUUAACAUGUUUAGAAAUAUGGAACAAUCAUUAGAAGACAGAUUAUAUGAUUCAGUGCUUCAAGACAACCUCGAUACUGUUUUACACUUUGUGUCUCUAGGUGCAAACCCAAAUAAAAUAACUUGUCACGGUAAAACAUCAAUGGGAGAGGCUGCUAAAGGAGGAAAUAUGGCUAUUGUCAAGGCACUAAUAGAUGCCUGUACUGCUAACAGCACAAUAAAGAAACCUUCACAAGGUUGUACUAAGAAGAGAUAUUCAAAAUCACAUAAGAGGAAAUUAAAUAGCAGUGAAUGUGAGGAGACAGUGGUUAAAUACAAAAACUUAAGUGAUAGAACUUUUAAAGAGACUCAGAUAGAUGAAAAUGAUUCAUUGAGAGGUCAGACUCCUGAAAAAAAUCAGGGUUAUUUUGUUUUUAUACACAGUGACGGCUCCAGUAGUGAUGAAAGUCGUAUUGGUGGUAGCAAGUCUCCAAUCAGCCCUUCCUCUUUAGCAUCCACACCGCAAGCUGAGUUGGAGUGGGAUGAGGAAAUAGUUAAUGUAGCACCAAGCACAAGUGAAGAUGAAACAUGGACAUCUAUGUAUAAAUGGUAUGCAGCAAUUUUGGAAUGCACUGGUGCUGCAAUUGCUUCCGCAUCAGUGGUGACAAAUGGAAUUGACCAACAAGAUGCUUUUAUGAGGACAGCACUACAUUAUGCAGCAGAACAAGGACAUUGUGGAAUUGUUAGAUUAAUUUUAGAUGCAGGGUGUAAAGUAGAUAUAACAGCAGGAGAUGGGUUAACGUCUCUCCACAUUGCUGCUAUGAGGAAUCACGCAGAGAUAGUAAAACAACUUUUGGCUGCCGGCAGUCAUGUCAACUACAAAACUCAUGAAAAAAUGACACCCUUACAUUUUGCUGCGUCAAGGGGAUUCCUAGAAUUGGUGAAAAUAUUAGCCAGUAAUGGAGCUUACUUAGAGGCGCGCGACACAAGUGAACGUACCGCUUUAUACUUAGCAGCCGGACGGGGUCACGUGGAUGUUGUGCAGUAUCUGAUAUCUGUCGGAGCAAAUGUUAAUGGCGAAGAAAUUCAUGGUUACACACCUCUUUGCGAGGCUGUAUGGCAGCGGUACACUCAAGUGGUCGAAGUUCUUCUCUUAUCCGGAGCUAGAGUGACUCACUCGCACAAAUUACUGCAUAACGCUAUUAUACAACGACAGGAGGACAUAGUCAGAAUGCUCGCAAAUCUAGGCGGUGGUAUAAAUUUACACAAUGACAAUGGUGAUACGCCGUUGCUUCUAUCGGCGAGGUUGGCUCAGCCUGCUGUUGCUCGGAUACUUCUGGAAAAAGGAGCCAAUGUCAAUUCCUGCAAUAGUAUAACGGGUGCAAGUGCGUUACACAUAGCAGUGGAGAGUAUAGAAAGCGCUGAGGAAUUUGAGCAAUUGCUCGUCUGUUUGAUAGAAUACAAGAUUGACUUGAACUCCACCGCUCUUACCGGCGACACAGCACUUAAUAGAGCUCUGUUACUACAAAAAGACCUAGCAGCGGUGUUAUUAAUACGUCAUGGGUGUGACGUAAAUGCAUGCGAUUUACAUUCAUGCGGCUUGGACAACCUAUCCAUCGCUAGUCGAAGACGCUCCAUACGCCUUGCUAGUUUGCUCCUAAAAGCGGGCCACCAUAUCCCAAUACCAGAUCCAAAUAACUCUAUACCCAAAGAGGGUACAACUAAAAAAUGGCUCUACAAUAUUUGUAAACACCCACCUAGUCUAUUCGAUUUGUGUAGAAUAACACUACGGCGAUUUUGUAAGAAUAGACCCUUGUUUAACUAUGUCCACUCUCUACCAUUACCGAAGAGUUUAAAAUGUUUUCUAAUGUUGGAAGAUGAAGGUAACACGGACAUUUAUUGUACCUAAAUGCGUUUUUUAGUCCUUCGUUGAGAAAAUUAGAUUACAAUUUCUAGUCAAUAUCUAGUAGAUUUAUCUAUUGUCGAGGGAUGACAAAUAUUCGAAGUGAUCUUAAAAGGCCCUUGAAUUUUACGGGGCUAUAACUUGAAAUUUGGGUCAAGAUGCAGUACUCUACUUAAGUUCAGAUGGAACUAUAAAACAAUAAAAAAAAAUUUUCAAAAUCGGUUUAUAAAUUACGGAAUUAUCGUUGGACAUACAUAAAAAAACAUACAUACAGCCGAACGUAGAAUCUCCUCCUUUUUGGAAGUCGGUUAAGAAAGAAGUAAACAUGUUUUACUGUCGAGGGAACAACGCUUACACCUUGUGUUGAAAUUUUAUUGAAAAACGUUUUCCACAAAAACUUGAUUUGUUUGAUAAAAUAAUCAGUAGAAUAGAUAUUUAUGGAACUUCGUAAUGAUUUAUUUCAAUAAAACUGUGUCCUUUCGAAUAUUAUGGCCUAACAGCCAGUGUUAUGUUAUUUUUAAAUAAAAUAAUGAAACCUUACAACAACCGGAUAAAAAAAAAUAUCGUUUCUCCUUACGUAUGUUGUAGUCAUGAAAAUAAUUGGGAAUCCAUCGGGUCCAUGCACUGUAUUCGAUCUAAAACUAUUCUCCUAGUCGUAGUUAUAUAGGUAUGAAUAAGAGUCUGUAUAUUUAGUACCAAAAUUACCUAAAUUAAUGUACACAAGGUCAUUAGUUGACAAAGGCGUUGCAGGGAAUAUUUUAUUUAAGUAGGUGUAUAGUAUACUACUCGUAGUUCGCAUCAAGUAUUUGUACCACUCUAUAAUCUUCAAUAGUCUUAACACUAAAAGCGCCAAUAACUCAUCGAUUAGAAGGCUGGAAUCAACAUCAUUAUGUCCUAAUACGAUGUUCACUAGACAAGUUGGAGGGUAAAACAAAUAUUGGUUGUAUUAAAAAAAAUGUUCUAAUGACUGCAUUGUAGACAGAGAAGUAAAGACCACCCCCCCCCCAAUCUACGGCUAUGGUGGCAACCUGUAAGUUAGUGAAAAACUGGUUUAAUGUAGUGUUAGUAUGUCAAAUUGUAUAUGUAUAUAACAAUAAUUUAUAACUUUACUUACAACGGCACGCCAAUCAUUUGUCUAUUUAUUUAUCUGUCUAUGGGGUGCAUAUUUUAAAUUAAAUAAAAAUAUUGUGUGGUUGUGCUGUACCAUGACGCGAAUCUAAAAAUGUAUUGUUUUGUGAUAUUAGUUUAUAUAAUAGAACAUUUAGCUAUAACUUUAAAUUCAUCAUCAUCAUCAUCAUAUCAGCCGAUGGACGUCCACUGCAGGACAUAGGCCUUUUGUAGGGACUUCCAAACAUCACGAUACUGAGCCGCCUGCAUCCAGCGAAUCCCUGCGACUCGCUUGAUGUCGUCAGUCCACCUGGUGGGGGGUCGGCCAACACUGCGCUUACUAGUGCGGGGUCGCCAUUCCAGCACUUUGGGACCCCAACGUCCAUCGGCUCUUCGCACUAUGUGCCCCGCCCAUUGCCACUUCAGCUUCGCAACUCGUUGAGCUAUGUCGGUGACUUUGGUUCUUCUGCGGAUCUCCUCAUUUCUGAUUCGAUCACGCAGAGAUACUCCUAACAUAGCUCGUUCCAUCGCCCGCUGUGUGACUCUGAGCCUUCUUAUGAGGCCCAUAGUUAGCGACCAAGUCUCGGAACCAUAGGUCAUCACUGGCAACACGCACUGUUCGAAGACUUUUGUCUUCAGGCACUGAGGAAUUUCGGACGAAAAGAUGUCGCGAAGUUUCCCGAAUGCAGCCCAGCCGAGUUGGAUUCGACGGUUCACCUCUUUCUCGAAAUUGGACCUACCUAACUGGAUCAUAUGUCCUAGGUAUAUGUAUUCGUCUACAAUUUCGAGUGCAGCGUUCUCAACUAUAACUGGGUGGAGCGAUACAUGAGCAUUACACAUUAUUUUUGUUUUGCCCAUGUUCAUUUUCAGGCCCACCUGUUGAGAAACGCUGCUGAGGUCAUUGAGCAUAGUACUAAGGUCAUCCAGAGUCUGUGCCAUGAUGACUACAUCAUCCACGAACCGCAGUUGAGUGAUGUACUCGCCAUUGAUGUUGAUGCCAAGUCCGCCCCAGUCCAGAAGCUUAAAGACGUCUUCCAAUGCGGCGGUAAAUAGCUUCGGAGAGAUCACAUCUCCCUGACGCACUCCUCGCUGCAACUGGAUUGGCCUCGUAGUCUGAUCCUGAAUACGGACUGACAUAGUGGCGUUUUCGUACAAGCACUUCAACGCUUGAAUAUACCUGUAAUCAAUU